UUAAUCCUUUUCUUUUUUUUUCUGUUUCGCGUUUAUUUUAAAGAAUCUCUCUGAAGAUCUUUUUUCUUCAGUUCCGUACCUCUCAAUCCUGCGCAGUUACCGUUGCUGAAUCUUGUAGAUCGUCAUGACGAACACAUACGAGUCGGAGAGUUGCGGAAGCAGAGCCGUCGUGGCGUCGCCGUCCCAGGAAAACCCUAGACACUACCGGAUGAAGCUCGAUGUCUACGGUGAGAUUUUACAGCGACUCCAAGAAUCUAAGUACGAAGAGGACACUCUGCCUGAUUUCGAGGAUCAACUCUGGCAACAUUUCAAUCGCCUUCCUGUUCGAUAUGCUCUGGAUGUUAAAGUUGAGAGGGCAGAAGAUGUUCUCACGCAUCAAAGGUUGUUGAGAUUGGCUGAAGAUCCUGCUGCUAGGCCUGUCUUUGAAGUUCGUAGUGUACAGGUUUCUCCCAGAAUAUCUGUUGACACUGACCCUACGUUGGAGGAAGAUGCCCAAAGCUCUAGCCACCCAAACAGGCAGGGGGUUCUUGCACCUCCAACUUUUGGCUCUUCUCCAAAUUUUGAGGCUAUAACUCUGGGUAGUAAAAUUGUUGAAGAUGUUGAUAGUGCUGUUAAUGCACCAUUGGCUACUCGACCAAUGCAUGAGAUCACCUUUUCAACCAUCGAUAAGCCUAAACUCCUUAGCCAGCUGACUUCCCUGCUUGGUGAGCUUGGAUUGAAUAUUCAGGAGGCUCAUGCUUUCUCCACUGCGGAUGGCUUUUCUUUGGAUGUCUUUGUUGUUGAUGGUUGGUCUCAAGAGGAAACAGAUGGUUUAAAAGAUGCAUUAAGCAAGGAGAUACUGAAGCUUAAGGAUCAACCUGGUUCAAGACAGAAGUCUAUUGCUUUCUUUGAGCAUGAAAAAUCAAGCGACGAGCUGAUACCCGCCUGCAUUGAAAUACCCACGGACGGAACUGACGAGUGGGAUAUUGACUUGAAACAGCUCAAAAUUGAAAAGAAAGUGGCAUCUGGUUCAUAUGGGGAUCUGCAUAAAGGCACCUAUUGCAGUCAGGAAGUUGCUAUCAAAUUUCUUAGGCCUGAGCGUGUGAACACAGAGAUGCUUAGAGAAUUCUCUCAAGAAGUUUAUAUUAUGAGGAAAGUAAGACAUAAAAACGUUGUUCAGUUUUUGGGUGCAUGCACAAGAUCUCCGACCCUCUGUAUUGUGACUGAGUUUAUGUCUCGGGGGAGCAUUUAUGAUUUUUUGCACAAACAGAAAUGCGCUUUCAAACUUCAAACUUUACUUAAAGUUGCACUUGAUGUUGCAAAAGGGAUGUGCUAUCUGCAUCAAAACAAUAUCAUUCACAGGGACCUUAAGACUGCAAACCUUCUUAUGGAUGAAAAUGGACUUGUUAAGGUUGCUGAUUUUGGAGUUGCCAGAGUACAGAUCGAAUCAGGGGUAAUGACUGCUGAAACAGGGACGUAUCGAUGGAUGGCUCCAGAGGUUAUUGAACACAAACCAUACAGUCACAAAGCAGAUGUGUUCAGUUAUGCGAUAGUGCUAUGGGAACUUUUGACUGGUGAUAUCCCAUAUGCUUUCUUGACUCCGCUUCAAGCGGCUGUUGGUGUUGUUCAGAAGGGGCUUAGACCGAAGAUUCCAAAGAAGACACACCCAAAAGUGAAGGGACUCCUAGAGAGAUGCUGGCAGCAAGACCCAAAAGAAAGACCAGAUUUUGAGGAAAUCAUAGAAAUGCUUCAACAGAUAAUGAUUGAGGUAAACGUCGUACCGUCGUGAUGAUCCGAGUUAAAAAAUGAAAAUCCCUUAGAGAGGCGAGAUUUAUCAGAGUAGGAUGUGGUUGUGAAAAAACAAGCAGGUUGGAGAUGAAGACUCAGGCAAGGACAAGCAGCGUCUUGGUUUCUUACAAGCCCUCAAAAAGUCCCGUUACUAGUUCUGAUCAGUUUCAAGGAUAACUCUUUUGCAUUUUGAAGUGUACAGUUUUUUUUCCUCUCUUUCUUUUAGUUGGUUGGUGUGGCUAGUGGAGAAGGUCCCAGUUUGACCUUAGAGAGUGUGUUCUCCUUUUAGUUGCUCUUUGAUGGUUCCUUUCUAGUUCUACGUUAGAAAACACUUUACACCUUCUUUACUUUAUAUAAAAAAAAAAGGGUGCGUAUUCA
Molecule: messenger RNA, 2145 nt
Organism: Brassica oleracea var. oleracea
Lineage: Eukaryota; Viridiplantae; Streptophyta; Magnoliopsida; Brassicales; Brassicaceae
Product: tyrosine-protein kinase FRK-like
Exons: 15
Coding region: 125-1768 (547 amino acids)
Biological process (GO): protein phosphorylation
Molecular function (GO): ATP binding; protein kinase activity
Source: RefSeq, a predicted model, not a curated record